AUGGCCCACGACUCAGAGUUAUCUGUUGCGAAUAUCGCAUCGGUUGCGGAAGGAGUACUCAUGUCCCCUCGCGGCCCUCCGAGCUCAGUGGGCGCCUCAGAACUGGGACGACUGGCACUUGGUAGACCCGGAUCGCGGGAUAGCGAGAUGGUGACCACGAGAUCUGGCGCAAAGAGGGAGGCAGCGUCAAAGGGGGAGAAAGCGCGAAGUUCAGCCGGGCCGUCGAAGAAGAAGGGGCAAGAAAAAGCCUCAUCGUCGAAAACUACGAGAAAGUCUGGUCGGACGUCAAAGUCAGCGGCCGCUCAAGAUGAUCCGGACGACAGUGAUGAUGACGACGACCCGGACGACAGUGACAAAAGCGAAGACGAGGGUACGGGAGGUGUGGAGCAGGCGGUCCUCAAGCUCGCCUUGAUACACGAACCAUCUCACCACAGCUGGGCCGAGUUUCGAUCUCCAGACACGAGAAGGUCACUAGAGAGCACCAUCUAUCGAAAUAUUCAUAUGCAACAUGCAAGAAAAUACAGAACGGCCGCUGACCUGGCGCCUCUCAUGGCCGUGGCACCAGUUGGUGGGCGCGACUGGUCUGAAAUAAUGGCCAGCAAAAUGUGGCGGCGGUGGCACUCGAUUCUCGAAGAGUACCGCAGGUACAUCAACCCCGAUAGCGCAGGGGGUAACGAUGUGGAUACGACAAUCGAAAGUAUUCGCCGACUCUUUCACGCCGUGGAGGACACUUUGCGCCAAUUCCCUGGUAUGCCUGACAAUGCGAAGCAGCAACUCGGUGGCAUCUUCUUACGCGUAUUCCAAACAUUCCCGGUGUACAAGGACAGUAAUCGACCGCAAGGAGCGCCGUCCUACGCCGGUGGAUCGACGCAGUUCGAGUAUAACCUCCUGUUUCGCUUCGCAGCGCUCAAGGCCAGCUGGUUGCAGUGUUUGGAGGUUCUGCGUCGACUACACGGGGCUGGUUAUGCGGGAUUGUUCCACGCCCGACAGGAGGAUUGGGCGGGUGUACAUCGUGAUAUGUAUCAUGUGCUCGGGACCGCAGGCUGGCCACGCGACAGUGGAGAGUUCAUCACCGUGUUGCAUCGGAUCUUGACAGCUCUGGGAGUUGCCAUUGCGCCGAUCCCAACCAGUUGA
This is a messenger RNA of Cercospora beticola, 1134 nucleotides long. RefSeq lists its product as uncharacterized. NCBI's taxonomy places the organism in Eukaryota, Fungi, Ascomycota, Dothideomycetes, Mycosphaerellales, Mycosphaerellaceae. The record is from RefSeq and is a predicted model, not a curated record.